Messenger RNA from Calidris pugnax (ruff), 1651 nucleotides. It is a transcript of the gene TTLL10, whose product is annotated as tubulin tyrosine ligase like 10. The coding region runs from base 131 to 1651 and encodes 506 amino acids. NCBI's taxonomy places the organism in Eukaryota, Metazoa, Chordata, Aves, Charadriiformes, Scolopacidae. Gene Ontology annotation, biological process: protein modification process. The transcript has 14 exons. The record is from RefSeq and is a predicted model, not a curated record.
UCUGUUCCUUUAGGAGCUGAUUAUGGUCUGACUAGAAGCCAAGUGCAAGUUCUCCGAGCUGAAGGCAGGGCAGGGAGCAGUUAAACUCUGCCAAAGUAUUUAGAAACCGCCGAGCAAAGGCUCGGCUGCGAUGGCCUUUGUGCCAACCAGGAGGAAAAAGAACACCAAAUCCAGUAAGAGAGGAAGCAACCAACGACUGGCUGGAUCCUCAUCAGCUGCCAGAGAUACUUCUACCAAUUCUGAAGCGGAGACUGACAAAGCCAAGCCUAAUGAGAAUAGAACAGAGAGUCAGACGUGCCCUCAAGAAAAACAGCCAGAAAAAGAGAUACCAAAAGCACCAUUGGGACCAGGACCAUAUUUUUAUAUCAGUGGAUCUAAUGGAGCAGGGCUUGUGAGCAUCUAUUGCCAGAGCAGAGGCUGGCAGCGUAUCUAUGACAACAGAAGAGAGGAUUAUGCACUGAAAUGGUGUGAAAUCAAGUGCCGAGAGACCUAUUACCAUUUCAAAGAAGGUGAACAGCUUCUCUACCAGAUUCCCAACAACAGAGUCCUCACCAGUAAGAUAGGGCUUUUAUGCUGCCUGAGAGAGCAAGAGCGAGUGAUGAAAAAGAUCAGUAGGAGCUCCAGUUCCAAGUUACUGAAGAUGGAAGAAUUCUUCCCAGAAUCUUUUCGCCUGGACUUAAAAGAUGAGAGAGAUGCCUUUUUUGAGCUUUGCAAAGAAGAAGACAUUUGGAUCUGCAAACCCAAUUGCUCUAACCAAGGUCGAGGAAUUUUCCUGCUUAAGAAUCCAGCUUCUGUCAACAGCCUUCAAGCCAAGCUCCACAGCACCAAGGAACAUCUACUCAAUAAGGGGGUACCACACAAGGCUCCCAAGGCCAGGAUAGUGCAAAGGUACAUUCAGCAGCCUCUGCUCCUGGAAGGGAAGAAGUUUGACGUCCGCUCGUACCUCCUCAUCGCCUGCACGGCGCCCUACGUGUUAUUCUUUGCCCAGGGUUACGUCCGAUUGACCUGUGUCAAUUAUGAUGCCGCUUCUGAUGAUCUGACAGUUCAUCUCACCAACCAGCACGUGCAGAAGAAGAACUCCCUGUACAGCCAGCUGAAAGAUGAGACGGUGUGGCGGAUGGAGCACUUCAACAGCUACGUUAAUGAGAAGUUCAGAAAAACCAAUGGUCUCCCCAAAGACUGGGUUCUCACUGUGUUUACUAAGAGGAUGCAGCAGAUCAUGCUGCAGUGCUUCCUGGCAGCCAAGCACAAACUGGAUCGCAAGCUGGGCUACUUUGAUCUCAUCGGCUGUGACUUUUUAAUUGAUGAAAACUUUAAGGUCUGGCUCCUGGAGAUGAAUGCCAACCCAGCACUGCACACCAACUGCCAGGCCUUGAGGGACAUCAUCCCAGCCGUAGUCAACGAGAGUCUCGGAAUUCAAGUCUGGCUCCUGGAGAUGAAUGCCAACCCAGCACUGCACACCAACUGCCAGGCCUUGAGGGACAUCAUCCCAGCCGUAGUCAACGAGAGUCUCGGAAUUCAAGUUGGUUUUUGCAGUGUGCCUGACCCGGCCGUGGCAGGGCUGGAAUGCCAGGGUAACCCCCUGGACUUCACAAAUACAGCUGGCAGCUCUUACCCAAACUACACAAAGUCUGACAAAAUCCUCAUGUAG